Messenger RNA from Hypomesus transpacificus, 2639 nucleotides. It is a transcript of the gene ppm1e, whose product is annotated as protein phosphatase, Mg2+/Mn2+ dependent, 1E. Gene Ontology annotation, molecular function: protein serine/threonine phosphatase activity; cation binding. The transcript has 7 exons. Gene Ontology annotation, biological process: protein dephosphorylation; negative regulation of protein kinase activity. The record is from RefSeq and is a predicted model, not a curated record. Lineage: Eukaryota; Metazoa; Chordata; Actinopteri; Osmeriformes; Osmeridae. The coding region runs from base 115 to 1998 and encodes 627 amino acids.
GUUCACGCGCGCGCGUCCCCAACCGGCGCGAGUGGAGAGCAGUCCAGCCAGCGAUUCGAAGUAGUCUUCUUGCCCGGCUUGAGCUGUUUCUUGUCUGUCCAGGAAUGAGAAGUGAUGGCCGGUUCUGCAACAGAGGAGAAAACCUUCCGAAGGUUCUUGGAACUCUUCCUCCGAGAGAUGAGACCUCCUCUUCAGGAGAACGACCCUCUACCAAUGCGCCCUUUGUCGGACCUCAUCACGGAGGACGAAGUGGAAGGGGAAUGCCUCGACCUCUGUCUUCAGCACCUGUGCAAAUAUAACUGUCCGUUUUCCCUGGCGGCAGCCCUGGCCCGGGCCACGGCCGACAGUGUCCUCCAGAGCGACCUCUCCAUCCACCACCUCCAGAAGACCCUGGAGGAGGGAGCAGACCCUCUCCCCCAGUUGGAGGCGGUGAAGUUGGCCCGGCUGAUCUUUAACAAGCUGUGCGAGACAUGCUGCCUGUGGCUUAAGGACUUCCCGUACCGCCGCCGGCCCCAGCCCUACUACGAGACGUCCAUCCACGCCAUCAAGAACAUGCGGCGCAAGAUGGAGGACAAGCACAUCGUCAUCCCCGAUUUCAACACCCUCUUCAACAUACAGGACCAGGAAGAGCAGGCCUUCUUUGCCGUGUUCGACGGCCACGGGGGCGUGGACGCCGCCAUCUAUGCUGCCAACCAUCUCCACGUCAACCUCGUGCGCCAGGAGAUGUUCAGUCAGGACCCGGCCGAGGCGCUGUUUCGCGCCUUCAAGGUCACGGACGAGCGAUUCGUCAAGAAGGCCGCCCGCGAGCACAUGCGCUGUGGCACCACGGGCGUGGUGACCUUCUUGAGGGGGACAACUCUGUACGUGGCCUGGCUGGGAGACUCCCAGGUCAUGCUGGUCAGGAAGGGCCAGGCCGUGGAACUGAUGAAACCUCACAAGCCUGACAGAGAGGAUGAGAAGCUGCGUAUUGAGGCUCUUGGAGGCUGUGUCAUCUGGUUUGGCACGUGGAGGGUUAACGGCAGUCUGUCCGUGUCCAGAGCCAUAGGCGACUCCGAACACAAGCCCUACAUCUGCGGAGACGCCGACCACAGCACCUUCCCCCUGGACGGCACCGAGGACUACCUGAUCCUGGCCUGCGACGGCUUCUACGACACGGUCAGCCCCGACGAGGCGGUGCGCGUGGUCAGCGACCACCUGGAGGAGAACGCCGGCGACAGCACCAUGGUGGCCCACAAGCUGGUGGCCUCGGCCCGAGACGCCGGCUCCAGCGACAACAUCACCGUCAUCGUCGUGUUCCUCAGGGACCCGCGCUCGCCGCCGCCGGCCGCCGAGGACGAGGAGGCGGCCGCCCCGGAGGAAGGGGAAGAGGAGGAGGCGGCGGAGGCGGACGAAGAGGACGAGGCGCUCCAGGGGGGCGAGCGAGGCUGCCAGGACGAGGGCGGCGCCACGGACGCGGGGGGGAAGGGCCGGGGCGGCUGGCCCGUGCAGCAGUGCUCGGCCCCGGCCGACCUGGGCUAUGAAGACCGCAUGGACUCGUUUACGGACAGAACCAGCCUCAGCCUGCUGGGUCCCGCGCUGGGGGCGGCGGAGGAGGAGGGCCGCGUCUGGCUGCCCCCGGCCUCGUCCGUACAACCGCCCCUCUCCGCGGGCUUCCCCCAAGACCUCAGGCCCGCCACGGGCCUCGGGUCGGCCUGGCUCCCCUACGUCGAGGAGGGUCCCCAGAGGCACCCGCCCAAGUCCUGCGUCCCCGCCUGCCAGGAGCCCAGCUCCACGGACGGACUAUGGCCCCAGGCGGCCGCCCUAUUCGGCCAGACGGGGAGGCGCACCCGGAGGAUGGAGUGCGUGAGCCCCAGGUGGGGGUGCCGGCGCGCGGGCCGUCCCCCCGGGGAGCUGCCGGGCCUGCUGCACUCCGGCCGCAGCGUGCCCUACCCCCAGCGCUGCCCCGUCCGGAGGCCCGGCGUGGCACUGCCCCGCCUGCCCUCUGGCAGCAGAGUCUGACGCCACUCACCGGAUCUCCACCAUCUCCUCGCUCUACUCCUGCCCCUAUCUCCCUUCAACCCCCCCCACCCACACUCCAUCCCUUCAGAGUUUAGUCACUGAUCCAUCCCAGCCAUUAAAAGCUUUCAUCCCCUGACACUGAGAAUGGAAAUCCCCCCCUCCCCCCACUGCCAUACCUAACCUUCCCCUCUCCCAAAGCUAGACAUUCAUUCAGGAGGCCAUAACAAUUCCUGCCCCUGGCUCUAACUAUGGCACACACGCUGAUCUGUGCUUUGCGAUAAAUAAUCAGACGCUUGCAUUAGCCACCCACUUCAUCUCUAUAGAUGUGAUUACUUAAUACAGGAUUAUGAGAUUAGCGGUCACUUACCUGAACAAACACAACAUAUAGAGCGUUAUGUAUUCCAGAUGGAGCCACAAUAGGGGAUAAUGGGGUAUAGAAGCGGAUAGCAUGACAAAACGACAUGCUAUUUAUAGUUUUUCCAUUGAUUACGUUGUUGUUUGGUAACAGUCUAGUCUAACCUGUCCAGCACACCAAAUUGAGUUCAGUGAUGAACACUGAGGAAAAGCAUUACAUUUACAUUUAGUUAUUUAGCAGACGCUCUUAUCCAGAGCGACUUACAGUAAGUACAGGGACAUUCCCC